Biomphalaria glabrata is the source of this 951-nucleotide messenger RNA. RefSeq lists its product as uncharacterized. The record is from RefSeq and is a predicted model, not a curated record. NCBI's taxonomy places the organism in Eukaryota, Metazoa, Mollusca, Gastropoda, Planorbidae. The transcript has 2 exons. Bases 1 to 951 code for a protein of 316 amino acids.
AUGUCCUCCAAAAAGAUGCCAGAUACUGAAAAGCGUCCCGGAUCGGCUGAUACGAUGGUGUUGAUUCUGAAGCAUCGGGUAGAGGACUACAGACUAGUUUCGCCUCAGUUUCCAGGAACCAAAAACGAGCAGCAGGCCUACAGGAAAAAUAGAGUGAUCCAAAUGCAGCUGAACACAUACCUGAACGAGGUCAGACUGCAGGAAAAGCGUUCUGCCAGCAUCUACAAGACGGAGAAGCGAAGAUUUCUUCAAAAAAGUUCAAAACCUCCCAGCACUCCAGCAUCAGUUCAAAUGAUUGAACGGUUCAAGAAGUUGAGACAAAAGAAAUUUCCCACAACCGUGAGAGGCACACAAGAAAUUCAGACUCUAAAAAGAAAGAAACAAUUGGAACUCAUUGCAGAACUUCAAAAGCAUCAAAAGUAUCUUCAAGACAAAGUGAAAAGUUUUGUUUUGUUUCCAGACGACAACCCAAAGCCGUCUGCUUCUACACAAAACAUAAAUGGAAUGAUUGACAACAAAUUUAGUACCACUAAUGCAACUUCUACCAUGUCGGCUUUGGAAUCAAAGGCUCAAUUUCCUUCCAUCAAUAGAAACUGCGAAGAUGACACAAAACAAUGGAAAGAUUUAAACCUAGAAAAACCAAGCUUAGUCUUGCCUAAUAUCACUAGUAGCCAGAGAAAGAUGACCAACAAGGAAACUUUUGGAACUCUUUUGAAUGAAGCAACGAAUGAUCUAAGUCAUUUCGUGUUAAAGGCUUGUGGCCGGGAUACACAAUCAAAUUCCAUCCUAGAAGUCAAAUCAAAAGGAAAACUUCCAAGCGCUGAUGCAGGCAAGUUCACCUCAGGUUCAAGGCCUUUAGUAAGACCCAACACUAAAUCUCUACAAAGAAAUAGCAUCGGCAAAUUUACUCAUUCAGUUGAUGUGUCUGAUUUGGUAGAGAAUCACAAUUGA